Messenger RNA from Musa acuminata AAA Group (dessert banana), 1777 nucleotides. RefSeq lists its product as uncharacterized. NCBI's taxonomy places the organism in Eukaryota, Viridiplantae, Streptophyta, Magnoliopsida, Zingiberales, Musaceae. The record is from RefSeq and is a predicted model, not a curated record. The transcript is spliced from 17 exons. Gene Ontology annotation, molecular function: manganese ion binding; metalloaminopeptidase activity. Bases 148 to 1650 code for a protein of 500 amino acids.
AUAUAUGCUGGUACAUUCGAAAUAAAGAAGGGCCCAAACGCUCCUUCAUUCUCUGCGAGCAAAGAUUUGCGACAACCUCAAAUUGAUUCUCGAAGGGUGGUCAGAGCAGCACUGUCGGACAAAUCCGGAGAAGCGAAGCCGUUCCCGAUGGCCGCCUCCACCCUCUCCCCUCCGGAGGUCCCCAUGGAACUCCACGCCCACAACCGCGACAAGCUCGUCCGAGCCCUCCGCGAUCACCUCGCCGCCUCCUCUCGCCCCACUCGUGGAUUCGUCCUGCUCCAGGGAGGAGAGGAGCAGACCAGAUACUGCACGGACCAUGCGGAGCUCUUUAGGCAAGAGAGUUAUUUUGCUUACUUGUUUGGAGUAAGAGAGCCAGGUUUUUUUGGUGCCAUUGAUGUUGCAUCUGGAAAGUCGUUUUUGUUUGUGCCAAGAUUGCCUGCUGAUUAUGCUGUUUGGCUGGGUGAGAUAAAACCACUAUCGUUCUUCAAGGAAAGAUACAUGGUUGACUUGGUCUUUUAUGUGGAUGAGUUGGUACUGGUGCUGCAUGAUCACUCCAAUGAGCCAGGAAAGCCCUUGCUUUUUCUCUUGUAUGGACUAAAUACAGACAGCAAUAACUUCUCCAAGCCUGCUGCAAUUGAGGACAUGAACAAAUUUGACACUGAUCUGAGCACACUGCAUCCUAUUUUGACUGAAUGUCGAGUUAUUAAAUCUAAGAUGGAACUUGACCUUAUUCAGUAUGCUAAUGAUGUAAGCUCAGAAGCACAUAUUGAGGUCAUGAGACGAAUCAGAUCUGGAAUGAAAGAAUAUCAGUUGGAAAGCAUCUUCCUGCAUCAUAUUUAUAUGUAUGGUGGCUGCAGGCAUUGCUCUUAUACAUGUAUAUGUGCUACUGGUGAAAACAGUGCUGUUCUCCACUAUGGCCAUGCAGCUGCACCAAACGAUAGGAUUCUAGAAGAGGGAGACAUGGCCUUGUUCGACAUGGGAGCUGAGUAUCACUUUUAUGGUUCUGAUAUAACCUGUUCAUUCCCUGUCAAUGGCAAAUUCACAAAGGAUCAGAUUGUGAUUUACAAUGCUGUCCUUGCUGCGCACAAUGCUGUUCUACAGUCAAUGCGACCUGGAGUUUGUUGGAUAGACAUGCACAAACUGGCUGAGAAAACCAUUCUCGAGUCACUAAAGAACGAAGGAAUAGUUAUUGGUGAUAUUGACAAGAUGAUGGAAAGAAGACUUGGCGCUGUUUUUAUGCCUCAUGGACUUGGACACUUCCUUGGGAUUGACACUCAUGAUCCAGGGGGCUAUGCACAGGGAUUGGAGAGACCGAAAGAACCUGGGUUGAAGGCCUUACGAACAAUAAGAGAACUGAAAGAAAGCAUGGUGAUAACAGUGGAACCAGGAUGCUACUUCAUUGAUGCCAUGCUAGUUCCUGCAAUGGAAGAUGCAGUUACAUCAAAGUUCUUAAAUAAAAAAGAAAUAGAGAAGUACAAAAAAUUUGGUGGAGUUCGAAUCGAAAGUGAUGUGGUGGUCACAGCUGAUGGCUGCAAGAAUCUUACAAACUGCCCUCGAGAAACAUGGGAAAUCGAAGCUGUGAUGGCAGGUGCACCAUGGCCACUGGAUCAUGCUCGCUUCAAGAGUCAGAAUGGCUCCUCCGGUGCCUAAAACUAAACCUCGCACUGGCUGCUGUUUGCUGCCGAAUCUCUUUCUAUCAAAUUUGUCCGACUGUAUCGGUUCAAGAUGCAAUGUACUGAAAUAAAGCAACCUUUAUUCAAGGCUUAUGUUUAUCUCA